Melanaphis sacchari is the source of this 1465-nucleotide messenger RNA. RefSeq names its product protein ANTAGONIST OF LIKE HETEROCHROMATIN PROTEIN 1-like. Bases 185 to 1465 code for a protein of 426 amino acids. NCBI's taxonomy places the organism in Eukaryota, Metazoa, Arthropoda, Insecta, Hemiptera, Aphididae. The record is from RefSeq and is a predicted model, not a curated record. The transcript is spliced from 3 exons.
GCUCGGCGAGCUUCGAGCAGCGCAGUUUUUGUAUCGAUCCUACAUAUAUGCUCGGCAUAUCACGAGCCUAAAAUAUCUUUAUCAUUCCCACGGCGCGUGACUUGGCGAGCCACGAGCUUAUCCGAGCCGUUCAGAACUCCCUCUUUUUUGAGGAAAAUUAAGUUAUCAAAUUUCUCAGUUCAAAAUGGCUAGUGCUCGAGAUCAGACGCAAGUCGCUGCUUGCGCAGCUGCGUAUUUUGUGAUGGUAAGUGGCGAGUAUUUAAAAGAAAAAUUAACCCAAAAAGAAAAAAGAAAAUCCAAGGAAAGAAGAUACUGGAUGCAUGAUAUUUAUAAAAGCCGUACUAGAUACAAUGCAACGAAUUUAUUACAAGAUUUAAGACAAGGACCAUCAAAUAAAUUCCAAAACUUUUGUAGAAUGUCUGCCACAGAUUUUGAAUACCUUAUUCAAAAAAUUGGUCCAAUAAUAUCAAAAAAUGAUACAAACAUGAGAAAGUGCAUUCCUGUUCAAGAAAGGCUGGCUGUGACUUUAAGAUUUUUAGCUUCGGGUGAUAGCUUUAAGAGCUUAUCUUAUUUAUUUAGGUUUUCCGUUCAAACUGUUUCCAGAUGUGUACAAGAAGUUUGCAAGGCUUUAAAUGAGGAGUUAAAAUCUGAAAUCACGUUGCCAAAAAAUUCGAGUGAUUGGAAAAAAAUAUCAUUAGAAUUUAACGAAAAAUGGAAUUUUCCCAACUGUCUCGGGGCUAUUGACGGAAAACAUGUAGUUAUCCAAUGUCCUGUCGGUAGUGAAACGGAAUAUUAUAAUUAUAAAGGGACUUUUAGCAUUGUGCUCAUGGCUGUAGUAAACGCAAAUUAUGGUUUUACUUUUGUAGAUAUAGGCUGUCAGGGAAGGAUCAGCGACAGUGGUGUAUUUCGAAAUACAUCGUUUUUUAAAAAAUUGGAUGCAAAUGAUUUGUUAUUGCCAGAUGAAGGAAUACUUCUCAAUACAAAUGUGUCGCUACCGUAUGUAUUUGUGGUGGAUAAAGCUUUUGCUUUAAGCAAAAAUAUUAUGAAACCUUACUCGGGAGUACACGAAAAAGGAAAUCCUAAAAGAAUUUUCAACUACCGGCUUUCUCGAGCACGCCGAGUAGUUGAAAAUGUAUUCGGAAUUAUGACCUCAGUUUUCCGAGUAUUUAGAGGACCUAUACUUCUAGAGCCAGAAAAAGUAACUGAAAUUACUAUGACUUGCACGUUGUUACAUAAUUUCUUAAGAAGAAGUAAAUCGUCAAGUUCUAUAUACACACCCCCAGGCAUUUUCGAUAACGAAGAUAAUGAUGGAAUUAUAAUCCCAGGAUCUUGGAGGUCUGAACAAAAUAAUAUGAGGUCGAUGUUUCCAUUACAAACAGUGGCAAGAAAAUCCAGCCUCGAUGCAAAAACGGUUAGAGACCAGUUCUCUAAUUAUUUUGUGACCAGUGGAAAAGUGCCAUGGUAA